GCUGAUGACGCCCAGCCGGCAUUUUGGCGGCCUUGUUUACAAAUAAAAUUUGUUUUGCUAAUUAAUCUUGAAAUAAACAUGUCCUGAAUGGCGCUCGAAUUGGAAAACAUCACAAAUUGCUUUCUACAACAAUUGGUUGAUCAGGUCUUUGAAGUACAUCGAAAUCAAGCGGAGAGCAACAGUCUAACAAAAGAACAACGCGGGCAGUUGCUUUACGAUUUAUCCAUUUUACUGGGCGAGGAACUGGUUUUACGAUCCCUUCAACUCUUGGAUGACUAUAGCUUCGCCUUCUUCUACGCCAAAAACAAUCGAAAUAUUUCCGUGGUGGAGCUUUCCAAAGGAUUGGAGUAUUUCCGCGUAAUUCCGAGGAUAAACUACUGCAAGUGCGAGUUCUUCCAGUGCCACGUGCUGCAGCUGCCCAAAGGACUCCUCUACCACGACCUUCCCCCUGGUGAAGUGGGAAUUCUGGAGGAUUGGAGCGAGGAGAGUCGGGUGUCCUUCACCUGCCAGCACGUCCUGGCACUGCGACUCCACCAAUUGCUAAGGCCCACGGGCAGAAAAACCUCGGAGCAGGUCCUCAAAAAGGAGGAGCUCAAGGAGCUGCAGAGGCACAUCUUCCGGGACUAGGAUGGCCGAAGAGACGCAAUCGCCCUACG
This is a messenger RNA of Drosophila subpulchrella, 656 nucleotides long. RefSeq lists its product as uncharacterized. Bases 88 to 627 code for a protein of 179 amino acids. The record is from RefSeq and is a predicted model, not a curated record. Lineage: Eukaryota; Metazoa; Arthropoda; Insecta; Diptera; Drosophilidae. The transcript has 2 exons.